Dacryopinax primogenitus is the source of this 765-nucleotide messenger RNA. RefSeq lists its product as uncharacterized. The transcript has 2 exons. Lineage: Eukaryota; Fungi; Basidiomycota; Dacrymycetes; Dacrymycetales; Dacrymycetaceae. The record is from RefSeq and is a predicted model, not a curated record. Bases 1 to 501 code for a protein of 166 amino acids.
AUGGCGGCUCAUACGCUGUCCUCUCUUCACCCUAUCACCACUGGCACGAAAUCUACGGCCACUGGCGAGUAUCAACUGGCUUCGGACUACUCCUCUCUCCUGACUGACUUCGUCUCUGGCAAUGAAAUCCCCUCCUCUGCGAUCAUCAUUGACAUCCCCGAUACCCACACAACCAACAUCACCGACAUCCUCCCCCCCUAUUCCGAGUACCUGAACGACGGGCCGAACUACAAGGCCCGCAAACGCUUGCCUCACGCCGUUCCCGAACUGCCCAGGCGUAAAAAGCCGGUCAAGAAGGCUUCUACCCCUGCCUCCCCAGCUCCUACACCUGUUCUUGCCAACACCACAACCUCCAAGCUCCCGAAAGCGACCACCUCCUGCAUCACCGCUGAGGACCGCGCACGCUGGGCGAGGGAGGGGGAGGAGCAUGCAGUGAAGCUCGGCAGGGUCAGAGCGGCAAUGAGCAUGAUGGGGCCAAGGAUUGGGAGGGUGAGUCCUUGAGAAGAUGGGAGGUUAUGCGAAUGACUUGGUUCCUUCUGCUCUCACGACUAUUGCCUGCUUCUCCCUCCUCACCGGACCAGCCUUUCCCCUUCUCCUCUGCCUCUGUCUCUCCUCUUCCAACCCAUGCCUUCUUUCCCCUCUUGCUACCAGGACACCCACACGCUCCUUAGCCCAGCCCAGUAGGGCUGCUAAUGUAUUACACCAUGUAGGGCACAUCUAACUGGUAAUUCAUUCGCUCAUAAAGUUGGGGGCUCCUGUCCUGCA